UCCAGGCUGACGGGCGGAUGUGGAGCUGGAAGCCGCUGGGAGUGGGAGUUGUUGCGGGUUGUUUCUCUGAAAGCAGCGGUGAUGAGAGGUCACGGAGUCAUUACAAAGGACCAGACGCCUGAGGGCCCGAGGGCUUAGUCUCCAGCAGAGAGAUCAGAGGAGUUCACAGGAUCUAAAGUCAAUGAGAACAUCAUGAGGUUCCCACUCUGCUGGACAGGACACAGGCGUGGCUUGGCUGCAUGUCUGGGUUUGGGUUUGGGUUUGCUGAGCUUGGUGUCGAUCUCGCUGCAGCUCAUUCGGACAGAAACCAGAGAAGCUGUCGAGCUGCAUGUCAGCCCUGCAUAUAAACAGCUCGUGCAUGAAUACGUGCGCAGAGUUCUGGAGGGCCCGUGUCGUCCUCGUGGCACAAGACAGAACCUGCUGGCUGAACUCCCGGCCUCCAGCCGAAAUAUCUGGCCCUUCCUGAGGAGAGACGAGCCCCUGUCUGGAGACCUGUUUGUUUACCCGCCACCGUUUGGCUUCCAAGGACUCAAAGACAAAGUGGAGGACUUGCUGCAGCUGCUCCCGGAUCAAGACUCUGAGCCCCUGCCUGAGAGGUCGUCCAGUAAAUGUCAUCGCUGUGUGGUUGUAGGAAACGGAGGCAUCCUCAGAGGCCUGGAGCUCGGACGACUCAUCAACCGCUUUGACACAAUAAUCAGGUUAAACAGUGGUCCGCUGCAGGAGUUCAGUGUCGACGUGGGAAAUCGAACCAGCGUCAGGAUGAGCUACCCAGAGGGAACGCCMCUCCACUGGGUCGACUCAGAUCCUCAUACUGUGUUUGUAGCUGUGGUCUACAAGAGAGCUGACCUCAGCUGGACCUCUGCUAUGAUCAACAGGCUCAGUGUGCCUCUCUGGGACUGGAUCUUCUUCUGGCAGAAGGUUCCACAGGAAGUUCCUCUGGAACCCUCCAGGUUCAGACUCCUGAACCCCAGCAUCAUCAAAGAGACUGCAUUAGACCUCCUGAAGUACCCUCAGCCCAGACAGCGCCUGUGGGGCUGGGACCAGAAUGUGCCGACCCUGGGAGUGUCCGCGCUCAACUUGGCCAGCCUGCUGUGUGACGAGGUCAGCCUGGUGGGCUUCGGCUACAAUCUGUCCCAGCCGGGGGUGCCGCUGCACUACUACGACCACCUGCCCAUGAGUUUGAUGCAGCAGCAGAAAAUGCACAAUGUGAACCAAGAAACUGAGUUCCUCCAGAGGCUGGUCAGAGAAGGAACCAUCACAGACCUGACGGGAGGAGUCCACUGCUCCUUCUGCUCCAGUUGACACCUCCUCUUCACCUGCAUUACAGCUAAAUCCACAAUAAAUGAAGACUUAAAGAACCUAACAUGAGCUGCUGUGGAAGAAGUGAGGGAGAAACCUGACAUGGAAAGAAAAAAACUAUAAUUUGUCUGAAAAGUGUUUUUUGAAAAGCAAAUGCUGUUCAAACAGAAGACUUUCUUUCAGUGAAGAGGAACAGUGUUUAAAAAAUGUGAUGAGCUUAAGUGCAAACUGCUGUAUUGUGUACAUUACAUAGGAUUUCAUUUAUUCCCACAGAUGCUACAGUGUACAGACGGAGGGUCAAAGACWUUAUGAUGGUUCUACAGAAGGUAAACACACUGGGUCUAAGGUACCAACACCAGAACAAAUAGGUUUUUAUUGACGAUGACGUCAAACAUGGAAACAAAAUGUAUUUAUUGCUAGCACUCUGAAGUGCUAGCAAUAGAGAUAGUAGUCAGUUUCAACCCAGUAGUCAGUUUCAACCCAGUUUGAAGACGAACUUUAAAGAUAGAUUUUCAGAAACAGUUACAAUAUUAACAAACCCAAAUCAUCCUGUAUUAACUUCAUGUCCUUGUAGUUGUUAUUGUUUUGCACAAACAUUGCUCUUAUAUUUGUGAUGAAAUUUUAAUUCCACAGUCUAAUAAAUUCUCAUUUUACUGUUUGUAAAUGGAACAAGACAGAAUGCUUUUAUAUUCACAGAUUUUUAUUUUAAUAAAAGCAGAUAACCAGUAAUGAUGAA
Molecule: messenger RNA, 2035 nt
Organism: Austrofundulus limnaeus
Lineage: Eukaryota; Metazoa; Chordata; Actinopteri; Cyprinodontiformes; Rivulidae
Gene: st3gal5
Product: ST3 beta-galactoside alpha-2,3-sialyltransferase 5
Exons: 8
Coding region: 193-1302 (369 amino acids)
Molecular function (GO): lactosylceramide alpha-2,3-sialyltransferase activity
Source: RefSeq, a predicted model, not a curated record